Homarus americanus (American lobster) is the source of this 960-nucleotide messenger RNA. Its product is annotated as leucine-rich repeat extensin-like protein 5. Lineage: Eukaryota; Metazoa; Arthropoda; Malacostraca; Decapoda; Nephropidae. The record is from RefSeq and is a predicted model, not a curated record. The transcript is spliced from 3 exons. The coding region runs from base 1 to 960 and encodes 319 amino acids.
AUGGCUGACUUCGACUCAGGUGGCUGCCUCACCUACACGGGGCCUCCACCAGGUGGCUGCCUCACCUACACGGUGCCUCCACCAGGUGGCUGCCUCACCUACACGGGGCCUCCACCAGGUGGCUGCCUCACCUACACGGUGCCUCCACCAGGUGGCUGCCUCACCUACACGGGGCCUCCACCAGGUGGCUACCUCACCUACACGGUGCCUCCACCAGGUGGCUGCCUCACCUACACGGGGCCUCCACCAGGUGGCUGCCUCACCUACACGGUGCCUCCACCAGGUGGCUGCCUCACCUACACGGUGCCUCCACCAGGUGGCUGCCUCACCUACACGGUGCCUCCACCAGGUGGCUACCUCACCUACACGGUGCCUCCACCAGGUGGCUGCCUCACCUACACGGUGCCUCCACCAGGUGGCUGCCUCACCUACACGGUGCCUCCACCAGGUGGUUGCCUCACCUACACGGUGCCUCCACCAGGUGGCUGCCUCACCUACACGGUGCCUCCACCAGGUGGCUGCCUCACCUACACGGUGCCUCCUCCAGGUGGCUGCCUCACCUACACGGUGCCUCUACCAGGUGGCUGCCUCACCUACACGGUGCCUCCACCAGGUGGUUGCCUCACCUACACGGUGCCUCCACCAGGUGGUUGCCUCACCACACGAGUGCCUCCUGGGUGGCUGCCUCACCUACACGGUGCCUCCACCAGGGCUGCCUCACCCUACACGGUGCCUCCACCAGUGGCUGCCUCACCUACACAGUGCCUCCACCAAGUGGCUGCCUCUACAGUGCCUCCUCCAGGUGGCUGCCUCACCCUACACGGUGCCUCCACCAGUAAACAUGUACCCGUAGACGCAGUAAAGACUAGAAAUACCAAUAACGGCCCCCACACAUAUCAUAGAUGGUGUGCAGGCGUAACAGAAGAAGGCGAAGCAGUGGACAGCCCUAUGGUAGUGUGA